Molecule: messenger RNA, 1385 nt
Organism: Glossina fuscipes
Lineage: Eukaryota; Metazoa; Arthropoda; Insecta; Diptera; Glossinidae
Gene: pelo
Product: protein pelota
Exons: 3
Coding region: 156-1328 (390 amino acids)
Biological process (GO): nuclear-transcribed mRNA catabolic process, no-go decay; nuclear-transcribed mRNA catabolic process, non-stop decay; nonfunctional rRNA decay
Cellular component (GO): cytoplasm
Source: RefSeq, a predicted model, not a curated record
AUUUAUUCUUCUAAUUAUUGAAGGAAAGGAGUUUCAUUUUUGUAGUUAAUUUUUUAUUUUUAUUCUUUGUUAUGGAAAAAUGCUUACAUCCUUGCAACGAAGCAAAAAUAAUUUACAAAAACAAUCAAAAAAAAUAACGAAGACUAGUAAAAAACAUGAAAUUAAUUCACAAGAAUGUUGAUAAAGGAGGGCAAGGGACCGUCGUUCUUAUACCAGAAGAAUCGGAGGACAUGUGGCACGCCUAUAAUUUGGUAGCAGAAGGUGAUAGCGUUCGUAGUACGACUAUACGCAAAGUGCAAAAUGAAACUGCUACUGGCUCAAGUACUAGCAGCCGAGUACGUACUACUCUAACUAUUAGUGUUGAAUCCAUAGAUUUUGAUACACAGGCAUGCGUUUUGCGACUCAAAGGUCGCAAUAUCGUUGAAAAUCAAUACGUAAAAAUGGGAGCUUAUCAUACUCUGGAUUUGGAACUAAAUCGUAAAUUUGAAUUGCGUAAACGAGAAUGGGAUACAAUAGCUUUAGAACGCAUAGAAAUGGCUUGCGACCCUACGCAAUCUGCCGACGUGGCUGCCGUUGUAAUGCAAGAAGGUUUGGCUCACGUGUGCCUUAUAACUCCUAGUAUGACUUUGGUUCGCAGCAAAAUUGAAGUUAAUAUACCUAGAAAACGCAAGGGUAAUAUACAACAGCACGAGAAGGGCUUGGCUAAGUUCUAUGAGAAUGUUAUGCAGAGCAUACUUCGCCAUGUUAACUUUGAUAUCGUAAAAUGUGUUAUAUUGGCAUCACCCGGUUUUGUAAGGGACCAAUUUUUUGAGUAUAUGUUUCAACAGGCCGUCAAAUUGGAUAUUAAAUUGUUGCUGGACAACAAAGGUAAAUUCAUGCUAGUGCAUUCUUCAUCCGGUUUCAAGCAUUCGCUUAAAGAAGUCCUACAAGAACCCGCGGUUAUGACUAAAAUAUCAGACACUAAAGCUGCGGGUGAAGUAAAAGUUCUAGAACAAUUUUACACUAUGCUUCAGUGUGAACCAUCAAAAGCGUUUUAUGGCAAAAAACAUGUGCUACGAGCUGCAGAAAGUAUGGCUAUUGAGACUUUAAUGAUAUCGGACAAUUUGUUUCGCUGUCAAGAUGUUAACCAACGUAAAGAGUAUGUUAAACUUGUCGAGAAUGUCCGAGAUGCCGGUGGUGAUGUGAAAAUUUUCUCAAGCAUGCAUAUUUCUGGCGAACAAUUGACACAACUUACAGGCAUAGCUGCUAUUUUGCGUUUUCCAAUGCCAGAACUCGAGGAUAGCGAUAGCGAUGAUGAAAAAGGUGCUCAAGACUCAGAAUCUAAAUAAAAAAAAAGUUUUUUACAAUAUUUUGUAUUAGUUUAUUUACUUUAUUUUCCGAUCUUC